AUGGAGGAGCAAGAACGGCCUCGGAAAUUAGCCAAACUGGAUCACGAAGAUAUCACCCACGAGGUGCCCGCCCCUGCCAUGACUGGAGCUGGUGAUGUUGCCGGCAACAAAGCGCAGCCCGCGACCGCUCAGAUUGGCAACGAACCUCUCGAUCUCUCAGAAUUUACGGUUCAUAAGGAGACACAAACUGCCGAUGAAUCUGCAACUCAAGAUGGCGCCGAGGGAGCCGCGCCUGUUAUGUCGAAAAACCAAAUGAAGAAAUUGCGCCGCGCGGAAGCUCACCAGCAAAAGCGCGCGCUUCAAAAGGCCCAGAAGAAGGAAAAGCUCGUACAAAAGCGAGAACGUCGCCAUGCUAUGAUUGUGGAGGCAAGGGAAAAAGGCGGCGAGGAAGCUGUCAAAGAGCUACGGGUGUUAUGGCGAGGCAACAAAGCCAAGCACACCCGGUCAACACUCUUACCUUUAACGAUCGUGAUGGAUUGCGGUUACGACGAGCUGAUGUCUGACAGAGAGCGCAUCUCAUUGGCCGGUCAGCUUACACGGUCCUACUCAGACAACAGCCGCGCACCCUUCAAUGCGCACAUGAUGUUCUCGUCAUUCGACAGAUUACUGAAAGAGCGAUUUGACACCGUGUUAGCGAGUCACAAGAACUGGAAGCGUAUUCGCUUUUUGCAGGAAGACUUUGUGCAUGCUGCUGAGCUGGCCAAAGAACAGAUGGCGUCCGCGCGAGGAGGUCAGCUCGCUGGGCCGUUUGCUGAACAAACUGAUGCGAAGCCCGAGGAUGGGGAAAUCAUCUAUCUCAGCAGCGAUAGUGAGAAUACUUUGACCGAGCUGAAGCCUUACAGCACUUAUAUUGUUGGAGCGCUAGUGGAUAAGAACCGACACAAGGCAGUCUGCUACAAUCAGGCGGUUUCAAAGGGCAUCAAAACUGCCAAAUUGCCGAUCGGCCAGUACAUUCAAAUGGCGCAUCGUCCGGUCCUAGCCACCAACCAUGUCAUUGAGAUUAUGCUUCAAUGGUUGGAGCUUCGUGACUGGGGCAAGGCGUUCAUGAAGGUUAUUCCUACCCGGAAAGGUGGCGCUUUGAAGCAAAACCAGAAUGAGGGCGAGGAUGAUGCCGAGAAUGAUGAUGGAGAUGGGAAUGAGGAUGAACUCGAAGCAGACCAGAAGAAGCAGCUGGAAGAGAUUGCAGCUUUCGAGGAAGGAAGCGAGGACGAAAACGAAGAAAAGGAAUAG
Molecule: messenger RNA, 1230 nt
Organism: Penicillium robsamsonii
Lineage: Eukaryota; Fungi; Ascomycota; Eurotiomycetes; Eurotiales; Aspergillaceae
Gene: trm10
Product: tRNA (guanine(9)-N(1))-methyltransferase
Exons: 1
Coding region: 1-1230 (409 amino acids)
Biological process (GO): tRNA N1-guanine methylation
Cellular component (GO): nucleus
Molecular function (GO): tRNA binding
Source: RefSeq, a predicted model, not a curated record